This is a messenger RNA of Paralichthys olivaceus (Japanese flounder), 3450 nucleotides long. It is a transcript of the gene cdc42ep4a, whose product is annotated as CDC42 effector protein (Rho GTPase binding) 4a. Gene Ontology annotation, cellular component: membrane; cytoplasm. Gene Ontology annotation, biological process: positive regulation of pseudopodium assembly; positive regulation of actin filament polymerization; regulation of cell shape. Gene Ontology annotation, molecular function: small GTPase binding. The record is from RefSeq and is a predicted model, not a curated record. Lineage: Eukaryota; Metazoa; Chordata; Actinopteri; Pleuronectiformes; Paralichthyidae.
GAGGCGUGUUCACGCACACUACCCAGGCAGGAGGCAUCCUCCCCAUUGUGGUGUGCUGAGUUAUUGCGCUCCGGAGCAGCAGCACCGCCUGAGAGGAUGCGGUGGCAGCUUUAAUAAUACAUCUAUACAAUUUAAAACAGGGGCACGUUUGUGUGGCAGCUUUGUUCGGACGCGCACGUUUUCAUCCGAGCGUGUUUUUUUUUCCUCCAUCUCUUUUCAUGAACGCGCCCCCAUCGUCAACCUGCUGGGGGCCUAAAAGUGCAAGCAGCACCCGGCGUUUAUGAAUGGGAUGCUCGGUUCCCAGGCUGACUGGAUUUAAGGAGCAUCAAUAUUCACUCCGAGGUCUCUAAGAAUCAUCACAUUCAACGUCUGGAAGCUCUCUUCAGCUGACUGCAUCUUUUCAUACCUCUUCGUGCAAAAGAAAAAGAAACACUUCAUCAGCCGCCAUGCCCAUCUUAAAACAGCUAGUGUCUGGCUCCUCCCAGACCAAGCGCCGCUCACGCAUGGACCUGACCAGGGAGAUGAUCAGUGCUCCGCUGGGUGACUUCCGCCACACUAUGCAUGUGGGUCGCAGUGGUGAUGCCUUCGGGGAUACCUCCUUUCUCAGCACCCGCUCGGGAGAACCUCCCCCUGAGACAACGUCCUUCCCCCGCUCCCCCCGACCCGGCCUCCUGUCUCGUACCUUCAGGAGCAGCAAACGCUCCCAGUCUGUGACCAGAGUUGAUCAUCAGAGCGACAACGCCCUGGCACUCCCUGGUGGGUCACCGACCUACGUGAAGAAUGCCAUGUCUCUGCCCUUUCUCAACGAUGAAGCCCGAGGCGAUAUCAUGGUAGCAAAGAGUCUGUCCUCAAGUCCGUUGAAGCAGCAGCACGACGAGCUGGACGGCAGAGGUGCAGCUGCGGCCGCUCACUUCCUGGAACUGGAGGAGAGAGACUUCGGAGAACUGACUGAGCUUCCAGAGAGCUCCCAUCACUGUGGAGGAGGCAUGAAGCACGCCGUGUCGGUGAUGUCUUUCCACGUCGACCUGGGACCCUCCAUGCUCGGCGACAUCCUGGGGGUGAUGGAAAAAGAGGAUGACGACCUUGGCUACGAGGAGGGCAAGAGCAGCGAGGGCCGUGCGUCACCACCCCUCAGCACACAUGGCGAGGAUGAGGACAGUGUGGUGAAGGGGCAAGACGAGGAUACAGAGGAGCAGAUGGAGGAAGAGGCAGAGCUGCAGAACUCCGUGCAACAACCCAGCUCUAUUGACAGGCAGCCUGAGGACGGAGGGCCCUACACCCCGCAGUACACCCCCGAGACGCGGCCCAAACACUUGCAGCAUCUAGACAGCUGCUCCGUGUCCAGCUCCGGUUCUGCUGCCCUGGAUGAGAAACCAAACAGUCAGACCUAUGCAGGAGAUACAGACAGCGCCACCUUCAGUGCCCCGCCAGAGGAGGAGAGCAACUUCUCCUCCUUCCUGGAGGAUGAAGAUGACGAGAUCCGCGUAUGAGAUUUCAAAGCUGAUGAAAAAGUAGGACAGAGCUCUGGGAGGGGUUUAGGUGAAACUACCAAGUCCUUUGACAGCGUGGAGUAACACUUGGAAGACACUGUAGCCAUCCACUGUAGGAAUGGGACUGUGAAUGAGAAUUUGUUACUGAGAAAGCUUACUUUGAGCAUCUGUGAAGUCAGUGUGGCUGCUCCUGCAGGAUGGGCCAAACUCCAUCUGUCAGAGAGCUCUACCCUCCACUGUGUGUCAAUCCAUCUCUCCCUGUUGAACACUCAGAGAAGUGACAUGGAAGAGCAGCCGCUUUUUUGAAUAGAGAACAUUCCAGAUGUGCGCAGGGAGGAACGGGUUAGAAAGGAACUUUUUUGUAAGAAAAACACUUUCCAUAACUAAACCUCUGUUUACACGCUCUCUCUUUUCUUAUUUGACUUGCGUGUGCUUUUUCUCUCUCUCUCUCUCUGUCUCUCAUUCGCUCUGCUCUCCCUUGUGGCUGUGUUUUCUCUCUCUGGCUGUGGGACAUCAUGAGGCCUAAGCCGAACAGAAGGUCUCUGUCAACACAGGACCACUGGUGGGUGUCUUGUCACAGUAAAAGAGUGCUGUGUUCUUCACUGGAGUGUGAAGUCCGGCCUUGAGCCUCUUUCAUUUUGAGAAAAAUAUUAUACUGAAGUACCACUGAUCUGUCAAUUGUCUCCCUUAUGUAACAUCAGGGUACUUGCGACGCUGCACAAACGCUGCCAUUUCCUGCUGCAAACCAAGACCACAGAGCCCAAACCCCAAACUCUCUUCUGUUUUUAAUCCAGUGUGAGCGCCACACAGACUUGUACUCGGUGUAAAUUAAAGAACACAGGGCCGUAAAAACUUAUGGAGAUACAUCAGCGUGAUUUAACUGUUUAAAGGGUGGUGUUACUACACAAAGCUGGAGGGGUGUGGAGUCAUGUGUCGCACAUUGAAGACAGGCUCCUCUCCUGUCAAUGAGAUUUCCUGGAAUUGGCACGACAUGACUAGCUUCCUUUGAUUGAUCUGUCGAACUGACACUGAAAACCACUUCCUUCCUUGUUUUUUUUUAAUACAUCGGAACAGCUGCAGCAUUGCAACUGAAUUACGUUAAAGAUUAUAAUCCUCUAUAACCCCGGGGGUGCCUUUAUGCCUUUAUGUGUAAAAACAGUUUCCAAAAAUACUUCAGGGUUUAGGGUUUGUACUGAUUGGGAAAAAAAUGAAAUAAUGCACCAACAGGCACUAUUACACCACACACUACGUUUGUACGUGUCUAAUACCUGGUGAUGUUUUUUUUGCUAUGUCUGAGAAAUAUUUGCUAUAUGUGUUUUUGAAGAUUGGAUGAGAAAGAAGACAUGAGACAAGACAUUUUAGAAGACUUGCUAUUCUGAUGUAAGUUGCAUUGUCAUUGCAGCUUGACUGUAUCUCUUGCGUCAUGAAAAAAAAAAGAUGCAGUGGCCAGAAGUAUUGAGGGUCAGUGGUGAUGAUUGAUGUCUCUGCCUUAACUGAAGCUGACAUGUGCCAAAUGAUUAAUUUUCUCGCCAAAAAAAAAAAAAAAAGAUUCAGUGGUGAAGCUCGCUUUCUGGGAGAGCCCAUCACACCCGUCUGUCGCCUCCCUCUAUGUUUGGAUAAUCAGUGUGGAGUUCAGCUCGAGUUCAGCUUGCAGGUUUUAAAAAAAAAAAAGAGAGGAAAUAAAUAGUGUUUUAAGAUGUGCUAUCAUGCAGAAAAGGAAAACAAAUGAACUUGCAUAACUGGAUAUUUAUAUUGCCAAUCGCUCACACACUACAUAAUAUAUUCAGGUAAUUUCCAGAGUAAAUCUUGCGCGAAUGGGAAGUUGUCUGUGUUGCUUUGUUCUGUAUAAUGUAUAUUCUGCCUUACUGUUGUUUUCUCCUACAGUAUAUUUACAGCCUUUUUUCUGUAUUAUCCAAAAUAACCUAUAUUUUUCAAUAAAAUAAAGUCUGAACAUAUUUUA